UCCUUCGAUGGGCUAAUACGCCUCCGGCCGGACCCAUUCCAGCUGAAACAAUAAAGGCCUGGUGAAGGGCCACUGCACAGAUCGAUUGACCUCCCAGAAUAACCAAUCAUGGCAUCACUCUUCAGUGCCGAUAAUGCUCCUCAGCUGGGCGUCGCCCUCCUCCGCGUGUCGCCCCUCGUCAUCUCGUCCGCGUCCCUCAUGUUCAGCUGGGCGCAAGACAUCUCGCUCGGCGCCUUCCUGCAUCCUUCGCUGCGGACAGAUCCCACCCACCCGAGCGGCAAGAUCCUACCGCGGUUCCUGCCGGCAUUCAUGAAACCGGGGAUUUGGGGCAUUGGAUUGACAUACCCACCGGCCACCGUGCUCUGCCUAGUGAACGGGUUCAGCGGCCAAAGCUCGGAGAUCCGUCAUCUCUACUUCGCCGGUGCAUUCUUCAGCAUCGCUCAUUUCUGCUGGGGGCCGUCCAUGUUUGCCAUUCUGCGCCGCAUUCAGGACCCUACCACUGCGGGGGUCCCCAACGAGAGCGCGCUCGAGACGUGGUUGCCCCGCCAUCACAGCCGGACGCUCUUGGUGAAUGUGCCAGCGUUCCUGUGCAUUUUCGCAGCGACAGUGGCGACCAUCGCGGAGGGGUUGAAGUAAUUAUGUUACAUCCCCUGUGGAUUGCUGUUCGUCAAUGUUCUGGAAUUUACGUACAGUUAGCAAUCCC
Messenger RNA from Aspergillus caelatus, 703 nucleotides. RefSeq lists its product as uncharacterized. The transcript has a single exon. The coding region runs from base 109 to 636 and encodes 175 amino acids. The record is from RefSeq and is a predicted model, not a curated record. Lineage: Eukaryota; Fungi; Ascomycota; Eurotiomycetes; Eurotiales; Aspergillaceae.